Microthlaspi erraticum is the source of this 642-nucleotide messenger RNA. The record is from the annotation of a GenBank genome assembly. Lineage: Eukaryota; Viridiplantae; Streptophyta; Magnoliopsida; Brassicales; Brassicaceae.
AUGAGUAUCAGAACUAGUGAUAUAGUCGAAGUGAUGAUUACGACGGUGGCUAAUUUACCAAGAAACCUCGAGUCAACAAACACAGUUAAAAUCUAUCUACACGACGUUUUCCGAGAGGUUGUUGAAGACGUACGUGAAACGGUAAUACAUUUAAGAUCAUCUCACAUCCAUUUGAAGCCACGUGGGGGUUUCACGUCACCGCAUCUCUAUGAACUCCUUCGUUAUCGGUCUGUUCCUGAAUCGAGACAUUUAGGUCAAACAAUCGCUCACAAAAUCAAUCAAAGACUUGCUAAUGAUAAUUCUCUUAGAGAACCUGUUUUCGUAACCGUCAAUGUGAACUUCAUCAAAGAAGAGAGGUGGAUUUCGCUUUCACCGUCAACGCUGCAUGUUUCUCCUCCGUCAAAGGGUGCUUCGCGGGAAGUUUUGCAGAGAUUAGUUAAAGAACAGAGAGUGGAACCAAAGGAUUUGGAUGGAAAAAGUGAGACUCAGUGUUCAAUUUGUAUUGUGGCUUUUUGCAAGAGUCGCGAAUGCAUUAUUGAGUUGCCUGAAUGCAAACAUUUGUUUCAUGAAGAUUGUCUCUUCGAGUGGCUUGCUCGUCAAAACUCGUGCCCAUUGUGUCGAAGUGUUCCCAAUCCAUUUUAA